Coffea arabica (coffee) is the source of this 589-nucleotide messenger RNA. Lineage: Eukaryota; Viridiplantae; Streptophyta; Magnoliopsida; Gentianales; Rubiaceae. The record is from RefSeq and is a predicted model, not a curated record.
UACACCGGUCACUGGUGUAGUCAUCACUCAUGCCUAGACUGUGAGGAGUGAGAACUGAGAACCUGAUGGUAGAUAGAAGUAUUGAAAGAAACGAAGAAUUACAGAAGAAGAAGAUGACUAUACCAGUACCAGUGGGAGAAGAAGUGGGGCCCAAGCUGGUUCGGUUUCUUUACUUCAUUGGUGCUGGAUUUGUAUGCACUGCAGCUAUUAACAAGUGGAGGGAUUUGGAAAGGAAGGCUAAUAUUCAGAAACAGCAAAAAGAGCUGUUGGAAAAUCCAUCACCAAAUUCACAUGGCGUACAAAAUGCUGUGGAGUAGACUUAGGAAUCAAAUAAUACAUGCUCUUCAAGGUUCUUGAGGGCCCUUUUAUCAUAACAAUUGGAUCUUUGUCAUAUGUAUUGAAUUGGAGAAAUCUAGGUGAUUUUGCUUUAUGAAUUGGAUGAUAAAAUUUUUUGGUGAUCGAGUAUUAUUAGACUAUCCCGUAAUAUAAGGGUGUGAUUCUAUGGGGAUAAUUUGUCGAAUUAUAUUCUUGCAGUAGUCACAGAGGUCAUCACAUAAAUAAUAUGGACACUGAACAUCUUUAGUUUCCU